This is a messenger RNA of Contarinia nasturtii (swede midge), 1907 nucleotides long. It is a transcript of the gene AspRS, whose product is annotated as aspartate--tRNA ligase, cytoplasmic. The transcript has 7 exons. Gene Ontology annotation, biological process: aspartyl-tRNA aminoacylation. The coding region runs from base 142 to 1779 and encodes 545 amino acids. NCBI's taxonomy places the organism in Eukaryota, Metazoa, Arthropoda, Insecta, Diptera, Cecidomyiidae. The record is from RefSeq and is a predicted model, not a curated record. Gene Ontology annotation, molecular function: ATP binding; RNA binding; aspartate-tRNA ligase activity. Gene Ontology annotation, cellular component: cytosol; cytoplasm; aminoacyl-tRNA synthetase multienzyme complex.
UUGUUGUGCAAAAAUUUCAACAUUUUUAUACAUGUUCUCGAUCUCAGUCGGAACAUAUUGCUAUUGCAUGUUUUGUUAGUCGUUGGUGACUUGCUACGUGUUUCAGUGCUAUUAUCAACUGUGAAAUAAUAUCGUCAAAUAAUGGGCAUAGACGAGAAAACAAAUGUGGCUGCUGAGGCUAACGAAACCGGUGAAACACAAUCGAAGAAAGCUGCAAAAAAACUAGCCAAAGAAGCAGUAAAGGCCGCUAAAAAAGCCGAAUACAAAGCGGCAGCAGCAGCAACAAGUGGGGCAAGCGGUAACAACGAUGCCGAAGCUGCCAAAGACUAUUCAGAGGGAAAAUAUGGUGCUUCCAAGUUGAUUCAAUCGCAAGAACGUCAUGAAGAUCGUAUUUUUACCAGAGUUUCAGAUCUAUCACAAUUUGCGGAAAAAUAUCCAAAUCAAAGUGUAUGGGUGCGCGGUCGAGUACAUACGUCACGUUGCAAAGGAAAACAAUGCUUUUUAAUAUUGCGUCAGCAAAGCUCAACUGUGCAAUGCCUCAUCGCUGUUAAUGAUGUUGUGUCCAAGCAAAUGGUGAAAUUCUCUGGAAGCAUCAACAAGGAAAGUAUAAUUGAUUUGCGUGCAAAAAUUGUGGCCGUUUCAUCGAAAAUCGAAUCAUGUACGGAACAAAAUUUAGAACUGGCAGCGUUCGAAAUUUAUUUGGUAUCAUCGGCAAAACCACAACUUCCACUUCAAAUUGAAGACGCUUCUAGACCAGAAAAAAACAAUGAUCCGAAUAGUCUUCAAAUUCGUGUCAAUCAAGAUACUCGUCUUGACAAUCGUGUUUUGGACUUACGAACACCAGCCAAUCAGGCUAUAUUCCGUUUGGAAGCUGGCGUUUGUCGUUUAUUCCGUGAUAUUUUGGCUCGUAAUGGUUUCACUGAAAUCCAUACACCGAAAAUCAUCUCAGCUGCCAGUGAAGGUGGUGCAAAUGUAUUCACGGUUAGUUAUUUCAAAGAUUCUGCUUAUCUUGCUCAAUCACCACAAUUGUACAAGCAAAUGGCAAUUGCUGCUGACUUUGAAAAAGUCUAUACGGUUGGAGCUGUGUUUCGUGCCGAAGACUCAAAUACACAUCGUCAUUUGACUGAAUUUGUGGGCUUAGAUUUGGAAAUGACCUUUAAAUAUCAUUAUCACGAAGUGCUUGACACAAUUGGAAAUACAUUCACCGAAAUAUUCAAAGGGCUGCGUGAUGAAUAUGCGACCGAAAUAACAGCUGUUGCGAAUCAAUACGAUGUGGAGCCGUUUAAAUUUUUAGAGCCACCAUUGCGACUGGAAUAUGCACAAGGUGUUGCUAUGUUGCGUGAGGUUGGAAUUGAAAUGGGCGACGAAGAGGAUCUAUCAACGCCAAACGAAAAAUUAUUGGGUCGAUUGGUUAAAGCCAAAUACGAUACUGAUUUUUAUAUUCUAGAUAAAUUCCCAUUGGCUGUUCGUCCAUUCUACACAAUGCCGGAUCCAAAUAAUCCUAAAUGGUCAAACUCGUACGAUAUGUUCAUGAGAGGUGAAGAAAUUUUAUCGGGCGCCCAACGUAUUCACGAUCCAGACUACUUAAUUGAACGAGCCAAACAUCAUGCAAUCGACAUUUCGAAGAUUGCUUCAUAUAUCGAAGCGUUCCGAUUCGGAUGCCCACCGCAUGCCGGCGGUGGCAUUGGAAUGGAACGUGUCGUUAUGUUAUAUUUGGGAUUGGAUAAUAUUCGAAAAACUUCAAUGUUCCCACGUGAUCCAAAACGUUUAACGCCCUAAGUCAUCACGUUUAAAUAAUCAAUUCCAACAGCUUGAUAUCAUUUUAUUGAAUUAUGAUUUUUUUUAUAAAUUAACAAAGUGUCGUCUUAAUAGAAAAAAUCAAUAAAACCUUUUAAUAACAGUUUGCA